AUGUUUGCACGAUACGCUUCUGAUGGAUUUGUUCUAAGGACGCACCGUAUAUUUCAUGCAAAACUAAAAUUACUGAUCGCCGUCGAGCCUGGUAAUUCAGGCAAGACGGGUUCCGCACCUGGAAAAAUGGGUAACUGUGAAAGCUCAAACACGGAUCUGAUCAAGAGAAAUGCUGAAAUCAAUCGCGAUAUUGAGAAGGAACGACGACAAGAUGAAUCCGUUGUGAAGCUGCUUCUUUUAGGCGUUUGUAUCCUGAGAAUAAUUCACGAUCACGGCUAUCCACCAGAUGAAGCACUGCAGAGGAAGAACAUGGUUCAUGCGAAUGCAAUUCAGUCGAUUGGUGCGAUUCUGAAUGGAAUGCACGAAUUGAAAAUACCUCUUGCUGGACCGAGGAAUCAA
Molecule: messenger RNA, 399 nt
Organism: Anisakis simplex (herring worm)
Lineage: Eukaryota; Metazoa; Nematoda; Chromadorea; Rhabditida; Anisakidae
Source: the annotation of a GenBank genome assembly